Molecule: messenger RNA, 3300 nt
Organism: Kwoniella shivajii
Lineage: Eukaryota; Fungi; Basidiomycota; Tremellomycetes; Tremellales; Cryptococcaceae
Exons: 6
Coding region: 1-3300 (1099 amino acids)
Biological process (GO): cell redox homeostasis
Cellular component (GO): cytosol; mitochondrion
Molecular function (GO): protein binding
Source: RefSeq, a predicted model, not a curated record
AUGGACGCUGGACUCGCUCAUCUCGUCAGCUGGAGCGAGGCUACGAAGGGCAAUGUACCUCCUCCCCUCACCGGACCGUCACUCACCAUAUCACCAUUGCCCGCUCCUCAUCCCCCAACAGUCUUUCUAUUCGGUGGAAAAUCAGUCAAGACACGUCGCCUGACAUCGGAGAUGUGGGCUAUGAAUCUGUAUAGUAGAAUAUGGGAAAGGGUAGACGCAGGUGAAGGUCCUGGACCAAGGUACUUUCAUUCAAUGGAUGUUUGGGAGAAUAAACUCGUUUGUUUUGGUGGAAUGUCAGACUCAGAUCCAAUGUCUGUUCAUAAUGAUAUUUGGUUAUUUGAUUGUUUUUCACGCCGUUGGGUACCUCAACCCAAUCCCUCCUCGAGUAUGAUAGGUUUGGGAAUAUCAUCGCCUAACACUACUCCUACGUCAUCCCAAGAUCCUUCUCUCCUACCUUCGGCAAGAUACGCACAUCUCAGCUCGAUCUCAAGAGGCAAACUCGUCAUAUCAGGUGGUCAACAUUCAGACAACUCGUGGAUAUACGAGAUCAACGUUUAUGACCUGAAGAAGAAUUUGUGGGAAUCAAAAACAAUCCAACCCGAAUUGGGAGGUUUACAUUCAAAAGGAGCGUACAGAAGCGUGGCUACCAGUUCAAAGAGGAGAGUGGUGGUUCCUCAUGUAGGGGGAGACAUGAAAGCUACAUCAUCACACAGUUAUUCUAUCGAUGAAGAGGGGGAAGGAGGCGACGUAUGGUGUUAUUCGAAUUACGACUUUGCGAAAGUGCGACGAGAACUUGAUGUUCUCUCUCCCAAUUCAUCUGUUUCACCCAUCUCCUCCAGCAAACAUGUCUCUCCGCCUUCAUUCUACCUUCGCGAUGACUCUGAUUCAAUGCGCGGUCAGCAUCAACCUCCAGGAUUACGGUUCCCCACCGGUGGUAUCGUAGGCAAUCAUUUUAUUCUUUGCGGACUUUAUCUCGCAUCAUCUUCCGCCGCUUUCUCAAUAUGGGCUCUCAACCUGGAAAACAUGGUUUGGCGACAUCUCGAGCCAAACGUGUUGUCUUCUGGAAGCUGGAAUCGUGCAGUAGUCUGGCCUGAAAUGGCUAAGAUCGUUGUAUUCGGAAGCACUGAACUCGAUCUCGCAUCAGACUAUAGUCGACGAGCGGUAAAUCUCGACAAUAUGGCAGUCAUCUGCCUUGAAGCCUUUGGCAUCUAUCAACCACCUAAAUUAGAAGUACCUGCCAGAGUUCAGCAAGCUGGAUUGACAAUGCUGGAAGAGAAAUUAGCAUCUGACUUUGAGGUAAUCUGUGACGAUGGAAGAAGAGUAAAAUGUUCCAGGCAAAUUCUGUCAGAACGCUGGCCAUGGUUCGCGGAACAAGAAAGCGCUCUGUCCCACAAGACCGCCGGCGUCCUCUCUGCUGCUGCUGCUGCUGUAGAUAUCAACGAUACACUUCUCGGAUCCUUCACACCUGCUCGACUGGCUCCUACCAAUCUCACCCUUCCUGAACCUUUCCCCGUCUGCGUAGCUCUCGUACAAUACUUCUACACUCUUUCGUUAUCUACUGCUUUGCAGAAUAAGGCUCCUGUAAUUUCAGCCUUACUAUUCCUUGCCAAGCAAUACAACAUUGAUCGACUGAACAAGCUUGUCGUGCAUGCUCUUCAUGAGAGAUUGGAGCCUAAUGUCGCUGUCGGUAUCUACGAAAUAGCCACAUUGGCUGGUGAACAAUGUCUCCAAGUCAGAGCAUUGAACAUGAUUCAUAUGGCCAAAAAUGCAGCUGCGCGAACUCAACGUCAAGGCCCUUCCGGUUCGCAGAACUCAGAAAGCGGUAGCUUUGCUGGCCGACCCGAUGUGACACCCGUUGGGACAUACCAACAACCUUCUGGCAGUUCAAACCCAUCUACCGGUCCGCGAGGAAGUCUCAAUGAUGACACACCUUACCGACGAGCAAGAGCUGAUUCUCUGACGGUCCCCGCGGACGUGCUCGAACCUAGUUCUAUAGACAAGCCUGCCACAGAUGUCCAGGGAGACAAUCAUGGUGACUCGGCUGAUCAAGUCAACGCUCUGCUCGCGGCACUUGACGUGAAUGCUCCUGUGUCUCACAAAUUGUCUGAAACCUUUUCUCAGCAUAGCCCAUCUUUACAAGACUCUAUGGAGCCAGCUUCGCUGUUUCCCGCUCCACCCAGGAGAAAUCCCCUCAGAUUACCUAUGCCCCCACCACACAUGCCUUCAUCUCGACCUUUUACCGCACCUCAAACGCCAGAUUCGUCACAUCCUGCUGGAGGCUUCCAUCGACCCUCCAGUCCUACCAAUUCUGACGUAACUUCCAAUUACCCAUCCACCCCUGCCGAAUCGAUGAGGGAAUCCUGGUUAUUACCAACCCGAGACUUAUCUUCCUCAAUGAUGGACAGUCGAUCAAGUUCAGGACCAGGUAUACCUCUUCCCCCUUUACCCGAAGACCACCAAUCAGGUCAUCACAUCCUCCAUGUUAGACGAAAUCUAUCUUUCCCUUCCAAGAAUAGAGAAGCUAUCAUCGAUCCUUAUUCCGGAGCGAAGAAGUUGAAUUUCACAACCUUGGAAGCGGCAUCAGACAUACCUCCGAUCACUCCACCACCACAAUCAUUCUCUGCUCAGCAAUCGAGAGCCAUAGAUUCCAUGAACUCUCACAAUAACGUUUCUACAUAUUAUCUCGAAGCCUCCACGUUAAACUCUCAUUCUUCUCCAGCAGGUUUGUCGAGAGCGACCUCUUCUGCAUCAAUCGAUUAUUUUCCCAAGUCAAGCAACAAUCGACAUUUCUCAGUCAGGACUGAUAGCACAACUUCUACGACUUCAAAUCUGUCCACGAGGGAGAUUAGACUUACCUCGAAUGGAAACAAUAUAGCAAACGGAAAUUCAUAUGGGACUACUUCAACCGAUCAUUUCGAAGGCAACUCUCUAUACCGAUCAAAUACUGAAAGAUCGACAAUUGAUGCUACGAGUAUAAGUUCAGGAUCAACUGGAACAAGUAGUAAGAGAGCUGCCAAGAUUGAAAUGAAAGCUAUCAAAGCAGCAGAGAAAGACGCCAAGAAAUCCGAAGCUCAAGCUCGAUUCGAAGCAUUACGAGCUCAACAAGCUAAGAAAAUGGUUAUGCUCAAAGCAGAAGCACAAAGACAGGCUGAUAUCAAAGCUAAAGAAAGAGAAUUACAAGCUCAAAUGGAUGAAUUGAAUCAAAAGAAACAACCAAAGAGUAAAUGGGCCAGAGUGGGCAAGAACUUCACGGAUGCUGUGUUGUUUCCUAGUGGAGGAUCAGGCUCCACGAUGUUCUAG